This is a messenger RNA of Perkinsus marinus ATCC 50983, 3468 nucleotides long. RefSeq names its product gag/pol/env polyprotein, putative. The transcript has a single exon. Gene Ontology annotation, molecular function: nucleic acid binding. Lineage: Eukaryota; Perkinsozoa; Perkinsida; Perkinsidae. Bases 1 to 3468 code for a protein of 1155 amino acids. The record is from RefSeq and is a predicted model, not a curated record. Gene Ontology annotation, biological process: DNA integration.
AUGUACUUUGACGAGGUGGACGGAAGCCGCCAGGUGACGAUUCGCAGCCCCGCCCAGCGCCAGGGGGAGCUUGCCCCGGCAAGGCUGGAGGAGGAGGGUCGUCUCCACUUCGUGGUUCUCGAGAACGAGGACCUAUCAGUAAUGGUCGUUGAGGAUAGCGACAAUUUGUUUCUGCGGUGCGAGGAGCUCUCCAAUGAGACUUUGCUUGAUGCCCCUUCGACCUAUCGCACACGCUCUACGCUUCCGAACAGUUCCGCUCGGCUCACCGAAAACUGGCGCCAGUCAAAGGCAGCACCGGACUAUUCUAUCCGUUUAAGAUUGCUUGCCGAGUCAGAGACGAAGGACUGCCCAGAGCAGACACACGCGGUGGAGGUCCGCUGGACAUCAUCCCCACUCGUUCGGCAAGGACCGGUUUAUGACUACUCGAAAAGCCUUUUCGCGGCACUCGACUCCCCCCAGCAGGAGUCGUACCAUGAAGAGCUGGAGCGGUUUCAGUCCCGCGGAUGGUGGGAACCUCUGCACGAAGACGGGGUUGACGGCAAGGGUGGGGUCGCCCUACCCGAGGCCAUUGCCUUUCCAGUGGUACAAGGUGUGAAAGUCAGGCCAUGCAUUGAUUUGCGCCGGGGAAAUGCUAUCUCGCCGCCAAGUUCUUAUCCAGGCGACUCUUGCGCGGUCAUCCUUGCCCAAGUCCGUGUUGCCAUUGCGGCGAUCGCCCGAGCGGCGAGACAGAGGCAAAAGGAAGGGGCCAAGCCAGAGCGCUUAUCCUUUUGUACCCUGGACGCGGCGACCGCCUUCUAUAGAAUCAGGCUCCAUGACCGCACCGCUGUGAUCAGGUCGCUCGGUCGCCGGUUUGUGGCACGUCGACUGGUAUUUGGGCUUCGCUGUGGUCCGGCAGUGCUACGCGAAGCACUCACAUGUUUGAUCGAUGACGCCAUGCUGCGCGUGAGUUCCGAAAUCAACGAUCCUCUGCUACUCCACUGGGAGUAUGUGGAUGAUAUCUGCCUACUUGGCGGACACCAGGCCGUCCAGCGCCUCAAGUCGGAGAUCAUCUGCUUGGGUGGCUCAUGGGGGUUUGAGUUCACCCCUGCGAAGUGUCAUUUACUGACGUUCUCUUCGGAAGGGCAGGUUGAAAGAUUCGACUCCUUCCGCCACCUUGGCGUCGACUUUACGUAUCGUGAAGACCACCCAACCGGUCAAGGGACCCUAGUUCUUCGGUGCGUUACCGACUCCGAUCCGCACUCUCAGACCUUCAGAGAGGGCCAAAGAGUUUGCAAGCGUUCCCUGUUCCGAGCGGCUGGUGCCGCCUUUGAUCCUCUUGGUCUUCACGGCGACAGGGGCCUGGCAGCCGACUAUAUACGGAGAGUAUCUGGUAAGUGGAAAGCAGGCUGGGACCAAGAUGUUCCUCUGGGGAAGGACGAGGCUAAGACGCUAACAAUCGCUAUCGGCAUCCUCAGCGCUCGUUCGAGAGAUUGUGACCAUGAGGUCAGCUUUGUGGCGGACACCCUGGAGGUCGCCUGUGAUGCCAGUCCCUUUGGCAUUGGAUUUAUCGCCACGCUGUCUAGCGGAAGUUCGUCUCGUGUGGCUCUCUCCAGCAGAGCCAGAGCCCUGCGCGGACCGAUGCUCAACUGGCACCAAAACCGUAAAGAGGCUUACGGACUGGCAGCAGCGCACGUGUUCGCCGACGCGUUGGUUCCUUAUCUUAAUGGCCUGGGUCUGAAGUUUCUCUCCGACUCACGAACCGCGCUUUCAUGGUUACGAGGUGGCUCGAAGCUCACAUGCAAGUCGGUCGACCGUCUCGCAAUAUCUCGGCUCUGCGAAGCUAUCGCCGAUGUGCGCGAGGCCUGGCAACGGAAGUACAUGUUGACCCCCGAGCUGUUGCAUAUCCCUGCGGAGCAGAACUCCGAGUCGGACAGCCUCAGCAGGCUCGCUUUUUCCUGGGGUAUCCCCGACAGUAUCAUCUUCGAAGGUCGCGGUGUGAUGCACACCAAAGCGGUCGCGGUUUUUGAUGAAGACGGCGGCUCAGGCUCCUCUGAAGAUUAUCCCACCGUAUGUGACGUUGAGAAUCAGCUAAGGGUCAUUGCAACAGUCCAUCCAGCAUCGCAAGGCGUCCUGGAGUUCGGUAUGGAGCAUGGAAGACCAUCCAGGCAGCGGCUCCUCGCUCUCCAGUGGGCUUCCCCGACGGCCAACUUUAUACUCAGAUCCCUCGGUUCAUCCCCACCACCGGACGUUGCCCCGGUAGGGCCCGCUACAGCCCCGAUACCGGGAGUGGCGGCAGAACUUCCUGAUUUCUCUUUGGCUGACGAUGGUCUUCUAAUGAAGAGGUCCCAAACCCCGAAGGUGAACGGAGUCUCCGCGACUCGUACAUGUUAUUAUGUUCCCACGGAUACUUCCGAGGGAAAGCAGCACGCACAUUCGAUCGUCGAUGCAUACCAUCGUGAAACUGGCUGCCUUAAUCGUCGUUACAUACGAUGGUUGGUGUCCAGAUGCUUUCAUAUACCUCGGCUCCGUUCCUUCAUUGAGGUUGUGUGCGGCACCUGUGAAGGGUGUCGUUUGUCAUCUAACAGGCGCUUUUAUUCCACAACUGACUCAGCUCGCUCUCUUCGCACUGGCGUGCAGGAGUGUUGGUAUACGGUUUCAGCUGACCUUGCCGAGAUGGGCUGGGAUCGCAAGCGCAGACUUUGCGCGGUAUUGGUGCUGACGUGCCAUUUUAGCGGAUUCACUGUGGUAUCCCCUUUGAAGGAUCAGAAAAGUGCCACAGUGGCGACCGAGAUGGCUAGCCUCUUCGAUUUAUUGGGCGCUCCGGCCUUGCUUCGCACUGACGGAGGCCCGUGUUUCCGUGGACGUCCACUAGCUGAAAUGCUCUCGCUAAGAGCAGUGGAGCAUCGGGUGGUGUCGCCAUAUGCUCCUUUUUCAAACGGCUUAGCAGAGCGCGCUGUCGCCAGUGUCAAGUUCCUGGCGAGGCAGCUCGGUGAUAAGAAGACCUGGCCAACAACGUUAGGGAAGGUUAUCCGUCGGCUCAAUUGUAAGCCUUUUUUGGACACUGACCUUUCACCUUUUGAGAUAUUCUACGGUCGUGUAUCCCGGUUGAGCCCUGAGAAUUCGCUUGCACAAGGGGCUGUUGACGGUGGUGCCCCCGUUGCUAGAGCAGAGGUCCGCGAUGAAAUUACCAAGCUCGUCAAAGCUGCUAUCGCAGCUCGCGAGCAGGUCUUGAGCGAUGUCCGUGGUCUCCGCAGGAAGGGACCGCCACCGGUCGGCUCAACUGUUGUUCUUUUCAACCCUGACACACUGGGACGCGGCGGUAGGUACGCUCCUGAUGUGUACCGCGUGCAUGAGAUUGUACGCGGGGUUGUUCUGAGAUUAGUUAAUGCCUCGAUCCCACCGGACGAGGUCACAUCCCAAUUGAUUAAGGAAACUCAUUAUGCCAACGUUCGUCCUUGUAAUCUUCCAUCCGGGGGGCAUGUAGAGUAA